UUUAACAUGAAGCCAUACGGAGGGAGGAUUGACAGAAGGCAAUUCAUUAUGUCAAAAUUAUCGAACAGUCUUAAAGCGCUAAUUAACAGCCCCAGUGCCCGUCCGGGUACUGUGCCUGCUCCGCGCAACAUUCAAUCCGUCUUUCACAAGAUACAACAGGAUGCUGAAUCCAACAAUGUCUCGCAGCCUUCAUGGGUGGCUUUAUCAGUCGGUCAACAGCAGCCACAAUGACCAUGAACUCCCCCGACACCCUCGGCAUCCUCUUCAACCAGGCAACCUCGGCCUCGCAAUCCGCCGAAGAAAGUGUAGCAACCGCAGAACUCAUGCGCGAAAUCGGCCUGAAAUGCAUCAGUUUCAACGGUAUUCCGCGCACUAUCAACUGUCUUAACGCCUUCAAAUCUGGCCUCCCCGAGUCCGUCGCCGCGAAGCUCUCGAAAACCCCGACCCGCACGCCCACGGUCGAGAAUAUCAAUGAGAUUCGCGAGCGCGGAAGGGAUCUCUGGGACUCGAUCUAUCGGCCGUUCGAGAACAAGUUGUAUGAAAAGCUUGCGGAUGCACAUCCGGAUUUGCCGGUGCAUAUCUUAAAUGGGAACUAUGGGGCGUUAUUGUCGGAUCCUGCGGGGAGGUCAACGGGAGCGAAUGCCGGGAGAGUGUUGACUUCCAUUGUGGCUGUUGCUUGUUUGCGUGCGCAGACGGGUGUUGGGCCGCAGGUUACGUCGCAUGUGUUUGGACUGCGGAAGGCUCUUGAGGAUGGAACGUGGGAGAAUGAUGUUGAGGGUGAGAAGGGGGCUAAGUGGUUGGCUAGUGAUGAGGGUAAUACCUGGAUUUUGAACAGCGUUGAUCGGAUUGUCGAGUCGAUUAGCCAGGGUGGGGAAACGAAUUUUGCGCCCGGCAGAACCUUUAAGCUGUAAAUAAGAGGCACUGUUUUGUAUAUACGCGAUCUUGUGUAUUUUGUAGUCAAAAUAAACUGAUGGAUAUCCCAUAUGUACAUCGUCUUAUACACUAUCAUAUAUGUCCAUGAACAUGAACUGCUAUGUUAUACUGCUUAUUCCAUGACUUCCAAAUGGUCCGCGACAGUAAACUCGGCACCUGUCUUGCUCCGGACUUCCUCAACCUCCACACCAGGGGCCA
Aspergillus ruber CBS 135680 is the source of this 1131-nucleotide messenger RNA. RefSeq lists its product as uncharacterized. The record is from RefSeq and is a predicted model, not a curated record. NCBI's taxonomy places the organism in Eukaryota, Fungi, Ascomycota, Eurotiomycetes, Eurotiales, Aspergillaceae. Bases 228 to 911 code for a protein of 227 amino acids. The transcript is spliced from 2 exons.